CUGACACCAUAUUGAUGUAGGAUUUGAAUAUCAAGGGAUUCAUUCUGGAAUUCAGGAUCAGUCAAGUCUCGUGAUUAGCUUUGUCGUUUGUUCUUAAGAAUUUGAAAAAGAUGGGUCGCCGAUCGAUUAACACCACGAAAAGUGGGAAAUAUAUGAAUCCUACGGAUCAAGCUCGGAAGGAAGCACGUAAGAAGGAAUUAAAAAAGAACAAGAAGCAGAGGCAGUUGGUUCGAGCUGCUGUGUUAAAGGGGAAAGACCCUACACAGAUUAUCGAGGAAAUGGAAAAGAUCGAUCAAAUGGAGUAUAAUGUAAUGCAGCCACCACCGCUAAAUGAAAAAGUAUUGAAGGAUAAAAGAAAAAAGCUAAAAGAAACAUUAGAUCGUGUUUUAAAAAUGUAUGCAAAGGAUGACCAAGAGAAGUGGGUCGAACUGAAGGAGCAACUGAUUCAGUACGAACGAAGGAGAAUAGAUUUAGUAACAUACUUUGAAGCUGUACGACAUGCUCAGCAAGUACAGGUUGAUGAAAUCCCUUUGCCAUCUGCUGCCAAUGAUGUGUCGAGAAUGUAUACAGGUUCUUUAACAUCGCAAAUUCCAUUACCUGAGAUGCCACAACCACCGACACAUUUAUAUCCACCUCACCCACAUUAUAUACCUCAGCAUCAUCCUCUUAUGAAUAUACCUAUACCACCCAGUAUAUUAAAAAAGACUAGUGCCUACGGUACGUCACCAAGCGUACCAACGAUAGCACCAAAUAAGGAACCUCCAGGAGUUCCACCCUUUCCACCACCAGAUUUAUCCAGCGAAGAUGAAGAUGUGAACGAGAAGGUAAAAGAGCCGGCACAAAAAUCACGAACAAUACGCUUUGCGGACGACAAGGAUGACAAGCAAGAAGCUGAAAACAAAGAUAAGGACGAAAAAGAUAGAGAGAAAGAAAGGGAAAUGUCCAAAGUGAAACCUACGACGUUGCAACAAAAAAUGUUAGCAAUGGCUGGUCAGGACAUCGAUCAGUUUAUGAGGGAAAUGGAGGUUGUUCAUAAAAAACGAGAAACAGAGCGGGCUCAAGAUCUUAAUGCAAGACUAUCGUUAUUGGAAGCGGAAUCAGAAACAAAAUCUAAUAAUAAAAUCAGUGGAAAGUCCGAAGAUGACGAUUUAGAACCUCCAGGAGCUUCGGAUCAUUCGGCAGUUCACGAACAACUGGGCUCGUCCCUACCUCAUCAACAUCAGCAACAGCAUUCGUUACCUCCCAUGGGGCUCCCACCACCACCUCUCCUUUAUCGACCUCCGCCACCACCUAUGCAUCUAAGGAUGCCACCGCCUCCACCACCGCGCAUCGGUCUUAGACUGCCACCAGGUCCACCACCUGGAAUGCCACGCAUGUUGAGACCUGGACCUCCGAACAUGCCACGGAUGCCACCUUCUCCUAUGCAGAUGCCAAACUUGACAGGUCUCCCAACAAUGGCAGCUGCGCAGUUGCAAGCACAAUCAAUACUAAAUUCUCAGUCAAAAACUCCCAAUGUUUUGUCCGCUGCACCACAACUUAUUAACAGGAAAGACAAAGAUGGCAAGAGCACGACAACCAUAGAGGCAAAGCCUCAAAUUAGAAAUCUCGCAGCUGAUGUGACGAGAUUUUUACCAACGUCGCUUCGUGUAAAACGUGAUGAAAAGAAGAAACCUAGUAUAAUGCCCAGAUUGCCAGAGAGGUUACCAGAGGCUCAACCUGUUAGAACUACGCAACCUAAAACUAAGGAUGACGCAUACAUGCAGUUUAUGCAAGAAAUGGAGGGUCUGCUAUGAACCCCAAUAUCUAUGCUACUUAUUAAAAUGCAACUUGAAUAUUGGAUGAACUAGUAUUUGUACAUCGAAUAGUGUCAUCAACAUCGUAAUACAGGCUUCUCAAAGAA
Molecule: messenger RNA, 1900 nt
Organism: Orussus abietinus
Lineage: Eukaryota; Metazoa; Arthropoda; Insecta; Hymenoptera; Orussidae
Product: WW domain-binding protein 11
Exons: 7
Coding region: 111-1793 (560 amino acids)
Biological process (GO): mRNA cis splicing, via spliceosome
Cellular component (GO): spliceosomal complex
Source: RefSeq, a predicted model, not a curated record